Messenger RNA from Seriola aureovittata, 2934 nucleotides. It is a transcript of the gene slc44a4, whose product is annotated as solute carrier family 44 member 4. Gene Ontology annotation, cellular component: plasma membrane. Lineage: Eukaryota; Metazoa; Chordata; Actinopteri; Carangiformes; Carangidae. Gene Ontology annotation, molecular function: thiamine pyrophosphate transmembrane transporter activity. The transcript has 23 exons. Gene Ontology annotation, biological process: thiamine pyrophosphate transmembrane transport; choline transport. Bases 183 to 2366 code for a protein of 727 amino acids. The record is from RefSeq and is a predicted model, not a curated record.
GCCUAGUUACAUCUGCCAGGAAGAGAAAGAUUUCCUCACUUAGUUACCAUGUUCAGUCAGACGCGGAGCUCGUUUUAAAUGCGAUUUUAGGGGUUUGUUUGUGAAGUUUUUACGUUAACUGUUGGAAAAGGAGGUCGUGUUUUAGAAAAAGAAGGAGAAAAAAAGUGGAGGUGAAGGCGGAAAUGGGAAAAAAACAGGAGACAAAUCCGAACUCCGAGUACGGAGAACCUGCUCAGUUUGACCCAACCUUCAAUGGACCCAUUAAGAAAAGAGGAUGCACUGAUAUAAUCUGCUGUAUCCUGUUUAUGGCAGUUAUCCUCGGCUACAUAGCAGUCGGGAUUUUAGCUUGGCUCUAUGGUGAUCCGCGGCAUGUUCUUUAUCCCAGAAACUCAACUGGAUGGUUCUGUGGCACUGGACCAAAUAAAAACAGACCGAAUUUGUUGUACUUUAACAUCCUCAAAUGUGCCACAUCUAUUAAUGUUAUGGCAUCUGCUCUUAAUGGUUUACAGUGUCCAACCACACAGGUGUGCGUGGAAAAAUGUCCUUCUACAUUCUGGGGUGUCGGGUCAUAUUUUCCAGGCUCUAAACCAGCAGAUACUUUCAAUCAAAGCCUCUGUGUGCCAUCCAUAGACCUGGCAAAUACUGAUCUGACUGUUCAACAAAUCGUGGACAAGGAGCUGUGUCCUUUCUUCCACGUCCCUACGAUCUCUGUGCUGGGAAGAUGUUUGCCUGAUAUCACAGCGCUGGGGGACCCUUCAUACUUCUCCAACAUUCAAGAUUUAUCCUCCUCAGCCAACGACACCAUCAACAUCAUCAAGUAUGGCACUGGCACAGAGUCAUUGGAUGAGGACAUUGUGAAUGGCUUCAAUGCCAGAGAUAUUGGUGUCCGAAUCUUUGAGGAUUUUGCGUCAUCAUGGCCGUGGAUCCUCCUUGGUCUGCUAAUAGCCAUGGUGGUCAGUAUGCUGUUCCUGUUGCUGCUGAGAUUCACUGCUCCAGUCAUGGUGUGGGUGCUCAUCAUAGGAGUCCUGGGUGCUGGGGCAUACGGGAUAUGGCACUGCUACUGGGAGUAUGAUAACCACAAGAAAAACUCUGCUACCAUCACUGACAUUGGUUUCACCACCAACUUCAACGUUUACCUGCAAGUCCAAGAGACCUGGCUGGCAUUCUUGAUAAUCAUUUCUGUGGCAGAGGCGAUCAUCCUCCUGACCCUCAUCUUCCUGCGGACCAGAAUCCUCAUAGCCAUCGCACUCAUCCAGGAGUCCAGCAAGGCAAUCAGUCACAUGAUGUCUGCUAUGCUGUACCCUCUGAUCACCUUUGUCCUCCUGCUGGUGUGUGUUGCUUACUGGGGUGCCACUGCCUUAUACUUAGCCACUUCAGGAGGUCCAAUCUACAGAGUGGUAGCUCUCAACUCCACAAUGAGCGGUUGUAGUAGUAUCAAUGGCACGAUGGACUGUGACCCUCAGAACUUCACCUCAUCAGAUUACCCAGGAUGCCCCUCAGCCAGCUGCAUCUUUAUCAAAUACAACGACGAGGGUCUCUUCCAGAGGAACCUCUUCAAUCUGCAGAUCUACAACGCGGUGGCUUUUCUCUGGUGUGCCAACUUUGUCAUUGCUCUGGGGCAGUGUACGCUGGCAGGGGCCUUUGCCUCAUACUACUGGGCCUUCACGAAACCAGAUGAUAUCCCCAUGUUCCCUGUGUAUGGCGGCUUUAUGCGUUCGCUCAGGUACCAUGUGGGCUCCCUGGCAUUUGGUACUUUGAUUCUGACCCUGGUGCAGAUAGCAAGGGUCAUUCUGGAGUACAUUGACCACAAAACAAGAGAGGCGCAGAAUCCAGUAGCACGUUUCAUAUUGUGCUGCAUGAAGUGCUGCCUCUGGUGUCUGGAGAAGUUCAUCAAAUUUCUCAACAGGAACGCUUACAUCAUGAUUGCCAUUUAUGGGAAAAACUUCUGCGUCUCAGCCAAAAAUGCUUUCAUGCUGCUCAUGAGAAAUGUUGUAAGGGUCGUCGUGCUCGAUAAAGUGACAGAUCUGCUCUUGUUCUUUGGGAAGCUCCUGGUGGUUGGAGGAGUGGGUGUAUUGUCCUUCUUCUUUUUCUCUGGACGAAUUCCGCUACCAGGCAACACCUUCCGCUUCGAAACACUUAACUACUACUGGAUGCCAAUUAUUACUGUGGUGUUUGGUAGCUACCUCAUAGCUCAUGGGUUCUUCAGUGUGUACAACAUGUGUGUAGACACACUCUUCCUCUGCUUCUUGGAGGACUUGGAGCGUAAUGAUGGAUCUCUACAGAAGCCGUAUUUUAUGUCCAAAAACCUCAUGAAAAUCCUCAAUAAAUCCAACAAGGCGAAGAAAAAAGGUAGAGGGGAGGACUGAAGAUCUUUACCUCAUGAAAUCACAUUAACACUAUGUCACAGAUUUUCAGGAUCUUUGCUAUUUGUAAAUUCCGUUUUACCAUUUUAACACUCCGUUUUCUUCUAAAUAUGUUUACCGGACCUGAUUUGCUGAUUUUGCACUUUUUAAUUAUUAUUUUUUUUAUUGUGCAUGUGCAUAUGUUGUACAUAAGAAAAGACUGGGCAUGUGAAAGUUUUCAUGUUUCGAGCUAUCCUAUGUUAUAUAUUUCUGAAAAUAAUUCUUGACAAUAUUUUGCUAAUAAUAUUUGUUUCUGUUCAUGCAGCUGGUGUUCACACUGUUGUGGACAUUUUAAACUGAUUUAUCAGGCAUCACAUAAUCCAGUUAAACAGCUUUGAAUGCCACUAAGAUUUAGGCUUUAAUGACAAUCUUUUAUAGAGUACUCUUAAUAUAUAAUGUCUUCAGAUGUAAACAAAAAAAGUUCUUACUUAUAUAUUUUACUUACUAUUUGUAAAAAGGUUGUUUUAUAAAUAAAACAUUUUCAAUCAUAUUUGAAAAAGUGUAAUAAAGUUGUAAAUAUGAGUGCACAUGA